Molecule: messenger RNA, 576 nt
Organism: Parascedosporium putredinis
Lineage: Eukaryota; Fungi; Ascomycota; Sordariomycetes; Microascales; Microascaceae
Source: the annotation of a GenBank genome assembly
AUGGCCUUCGAGACUAAAGCCACGAUCACCACCUUCGGAGCUGGGCCUUGCCCUCGUCUGGCCCGAUACCUCCCCCGCGGCCUCAACCUUCCCGGCGAAGAUGACAGCUGGGACUUUGGCUCCGCUGCCGGCUUUUACGUCGACGCCAAGCAGGAGCCGUGGACCAAGGGCUACAACAUGGAGUCCUACGUCGUCAAGGAACUCCAAGAUCUCGUCUUCAGCGAGUUCAAGCAGCUCGACCGGUCCCGUGUCUCCAUCACGGGUCACUCUAUGGGUGGCCACGGCGCCUUGACCCUCUACCUCAAGAACCCCGGAAUGUUCAAGAGCGCCUUCACUGGGUAUCUCGGUGAGGAUAGGGAGGAGUGGAAGAAGCAUGAUGCUACCGAGCUCGUCAAGGGCUGGAAGGGUCCCUUGAACUGCCUCAUUGAUGUUGGUACCGGUGACAACUUCUACAAGCAAAACCAGCUCCUACCCGAGAACUUUGAGCAAGUUGUCAAGGAUACCGGCAUUCAGGGCCUCGAGACCCGCUACCAAGAGGGCUACGACCACUCUUACUUUUAUCUCGACCUUUGGUGA